AUGGCGGAUGAAAUGGAAAUUCUCAAUAAGUUAGAAAAUCUCAAGGAAUUAAGGGCCAAAACCUUACAAUUAGAAAAGGUCAAAAGUCGUCUGAAGCAGGAGUUUGAGUUGACUGAAAAUGAGGAACACUGUCUUGAGGAAUACAAACAAGAGAUGGAACUUCUAUUGCAGGAGAAAAUGGCUCAUGUUGAAGAACUUCGUCUCAUCCAUGCUGACAUUAAUUUGAUGGAGACAACCAUAAAACAAGCAGAAGAUGAGAGAAACAAAGCAUUAGAAGCAACAAAACGGUUGUAUGAAGAAUACCGUCCUUUGAAAGAUGAAGUGGACAGCCUAAGGGCCAUGAUUGGGUUAAUCAAAUUACCUGAUCUUCAAGAAGAAGAAGAAAAACUAACUCCAGAAUAUUUUGAAAAACAAAACGUUGAAUGGCAGACAGAAACAGUAGAGUCAACUUUGCCUCAGUCAUUAGCAAUGGCAGCUGCUGCUGCACAACAGAUCCAAGUGCCACGCAACAAAAAUGAACGACAAGCAUUCCGUCAACAACCACCACCCAUGAAGGCCUGCCUAUCAUGUCACCAACAGAUUCACAGAAAUGCUCCCAUAUGUCCAUUGUGCAAGGCCAAAAGCAGAUCUCGCAACCCCAAGAAACCUAAACGCAAAUUGGAUGAAUGA
Acanthosepion pharaonis is the source of this 669-nucleotide messenger RNA. The record is from the annotation of a GenBank genome assembly. Lineage: Eukaryota; Metazoa; Mollusca; Cephalopoda; Sepiida; Sepiidae.